AAUUUGCAUGUGGAACGUAAAAGUGAAAACUCAGGUUUAUGCUAUUUCAGUGGUUAACGCAUUGCGAUUUCGCAAUAAAAAGCCCCGCCGGCGGUAGACUGUUUUUGCUAAAAUGGAAGAAAUUGCGAAAUUGCCAUUGCCAGAAGCAUUUCUUGAUUUCCUGGAAGCUAAUGGACUUGACCCUUCAAUUUAUACUGCCAUUGAUACAACUCCACGCUAUAUAAGGUUAAAGCCUGGGAGUGAAGCUGAAAUUGAAGAGAUAAAGACAGAGAUCAACUGUAACCUGGAGAGAGUGAAUUGGUUAGCUAGUUUUUAUUCUCUCCCACAUCAUGUUCACAUUGCUAACUCAAGGGCAUACAGGGAAGGAAAGAUAUAUGGAAUCGAUGCGGCUUCUGGGGCUGCUGUUUUAGCCUUGAAUAUCUCAGUGGGAGAUCAUGUUCUUGAUCUAUGUGCUGCUCCUGGUGCUAAACUUUGUAUGAUAUCGGAACUUCUUGGUGAUUCGGGAUCUGUAACAGGGGUUGAUAUUUCAAGGGAUCGCCUAGCAGCUUGUAGAACAAUGCUGCAGAAAUAUAAUCUGGGUGAUAGGUGUCGGCUGUUUGUUGCUGAUGGAACAGCAUUUUCCCUUUUACCUGUGAGGGAACAUUCAAAUUUAAGAUCAUGUGAAUCUGCAUCGCAAGAAAAGGAAGACACAUACAGGAAAUGGACAUCUAGGAGACCAUAUAAGGAAAGGAAAAGAGCAAGUAAAGCAAGGGAACGCGCUGCUUCAGCAUUGGUUGCAGAAAGUGAUUAUCCUGAAUUAAUCUUUUAUGGGCAGGAUUCUGGAGUUAUUGGGCUUAGCAAAAGUGAAUUAUACCAAAUUGUGUGUGGCAAUGAAUUGUCAAAUUGUGGCUAUGAUAAGGUUCUUGUGGAUGCAGAGUGCACUCAUGAUGGGUCAAUUAGACAUAUCCAAAAAUUUGAGCAUUGGGGAUGGGAAACUCUUUAUCAGCGUGUAUUACAAGCAGAGAGAAGUGAUAGUUUGACCAGCCUUCAGUUAAAGCUUCUAACAAAUGGUUUUAAGCUGCUAAGAGUUGGCGGUUUGGUUGUCUACAGCACUUGCAGUUUGACAGUUUCUCAGAAUGAAGAUGUGGUUCAGCAAUUUUUAAAGGAGAAUCCUUCUGCCGUGUUGCAGGAAAUAGAUACUGCUCAGAAUUGGCCAUGUAAAAGUGGGAGAAUACAGAAGACCUUGCGCUUUGAUUCUGUAACUUCGCAGACUAGUGGACUUUUCGUUGCCAGGUUCAUCAAAUUGGCCACUUAACUGAGGUUGAAGUUACUUGGAAGAUGAAUAUGCAAAUUACUAAUGCCGGACUCUGAUUGAGGUUCUUCCUCUGGGUAGAUCUGAUGUUCUAUCAAAACCCUGUUCUUAGUUUGGAUGAUGGACAUAUUGAUCAACAUUGUAAAUUAUCCUGCCUUUGGCUAAUGCUCCGGAGUUGAGGAGUAAAAGAACUGAUCCAAGGCAUUUUUUCUUUUUUUAAGAUUUAGAUUAAGGUUCUUUGUAUCACAGAGAAAAAAAAAAAGAAUCAAGCUUGACUAGUUUUUGUUUCUCAUUGAAUGAUAUCAAAAAUUUAUUUUAUAUUUUAA
Ricinus communis (castor bean) is the source of this 1617-nucleotide messenger RNA. Its product is annotated as multisite-specific tRNA:(cytosine-C(5))-methyltransferase trm4b. Lineage: Eukaryota; Viridiplantae; Streptophyta; Magnoliopsida; Malpighiales; Euphorbiaceae. The record is from RefSeq and is a predicted model, not a curated record. Gene Ontology annotation, biological process: RNA methylation. The coding region runs from base 113 to 1294 and encodes 393 amino acids. Gene Ontology annotation, molecular function: methyltransferase activity. The transcript is spliced from 9 exons.